Molecule: messenger RNA, 2166 nt
Organism: Cloeon dipterum
Lineage: Eukaryota; Metazoa; Arthropoda; Insecta; Ephemeroptera; Baetidae
Product: monocarboxylate transporter 12-like
Exons: 8
Coding region: 39-1916 (625 amino acids)
Biological process (GO): transmembrane transport
Cellular component (GO): membrane
Molecular function (GO): monocarboxylic acid transmembrane transporter activity
Source: RefSeq, a predicted model, not a curated record
AAGCUGCGUCCACACGCGCGCGCAAUUAUACAAAUUGUAUGUUGCUGCCAACCCUUUGGCGCGCGGCAUUGGCAAUCGGUGGGUGUCGGCGACCUGCCUCACCGUGGGCGGGCGCAUGCGUGACCCACUCCGGCGAGGGGUUGGCGGGGCGCGAAAGUGGCGCAGUCCGAGGGAGUGGGUCGUGGGCGCCGAGCAGUGAAUCGCCGCCGGCGUCACCAGCAGCCCCAUCAGCACGGCACUGUGCUUACAUGUACGGCUCAACGCCUACCAUCGUAGUAACUCCCAGCUGCAAUGCUCCUCUGGUCGGAUGGAGCACGGACGGCUCGCCCGUGGCACAGCAGUUACCUGCCGCGGUCCGAUCUGCCACCUUCAAACACUCGCCAAGUGCGGAAAGCGUAAAUAUAGAGGUAUGCUCCACCGGUGACGAGCAACAAGACGAGCGGGAUGGCCCCACGGACGGUGGUUGGGGCUGGGUGGUGGUGGUGUGCUCGCUGGCGCUGUCGCUCAUUCUCGACGGCAUCAGUUACAGUUUCGGCCUCAUCUACAAGGAGCUGCUGAAGGAGUUCCACGAAAGCAAGAGCAAGACGUCGUGGGUGAAUGCGCUAUUCUUGGCGGUGCCGCUGCUCUCAGGGCCUCUGGCUAGCAACCUGGUCGAGCGCUUUGGCUGCCGCUCGAUGACCAUUCUCGGUGGAGUCCUUGGCGCCGCCGGCUUCGUCCUCAGCGCCGUCGUUGGGAGCUCAAUAGAAGUACUAUUAUUGACAUACGGCGUCAUCACGGGUCUAGGCAUGGCGUUGUGCUACGUGACAGCUGUGGUCGGCGUCGCCUACUGGUUCGACAAGAAGCUGUCCCUGGCCAACGGGCUUGGGGUGUGCGGCACCGGCAUCGGCACCUUCAUCAUGGCGCCAGUCACGCAACUGCUCAUUGAGACCUACAACUGGCGUGGCGCCACGGUUUUGCUCGGCGGCGUUUUUCUGCAAAUGUGCGUUUGCGGUGCGUUAAUGCGUGAGCCACAGUACAUCCUGAAACAGAGAAAGAAUCAGCGAAACAACGACAACAACAACUCGUGCGAGACAUUGCGCGUGCAGGAGCCUGAGAAGGUCAGACGCAGUUUGACUCCAGCACCUCUUGAAGGGCAGCUUGUGCAACAUAGACACUCGUUGACCUACCGCGGUGCUAUGGUGUGUCUGCAGCCAAGGAGAGAAUUCAGCGAAGACAACCGCGCCACCUCUUGCCCUGACCUUCUACUGCAGGUGAAGCUUCCUUCUAGGGCUCCGGUCCAGCGGCCGCACUACUGGCUCGAUGCCGGACUCUUCUUGGAGCCGGCCUUUUUGCUCCUCUCCGUCAGCACCCUGCUACUCUUCAUGAGUUUCAUCGUGCCGUACCUUUACCUCGCGGAGCACCUUCUUCGGAAGGGCUACACAGAUAAUGAAGCUGCUUUCCUGAUCUCAGUGAUCGGCGUGCCCAACACCCUGGCCAUGGUGUUCCUGGGCUGGGCCGGCGACAAGCCAUGGCUGCCAGUGAGCAAAACAUACGCCGUCUGCUUGAUCGUCUGCGGCAUCUCAAUAUUUGUGAUGCCACUGGUUGUAUGCUCAUACGCGGGGCUGAUGACGGCAGUCAUCUUUUUUGGCCUCUCCUUCGCCGCCAACUACUCCUUUACUCCCGUCCUCCUCGUCCAACUGGUCGCCAUGGAACGCUUCUCGGCCGCGUACGGCCUCAUGCUGCUUGUGCAGGGUGCUGGGAAUUUGAUAGGUCCACCAUUAGCAGGUAUGAUCUCCGACUUGACUGGAAAUUGGGACCUGGCGUUUUACCUUGCUGGUGUUUUGACUGUGAUAGCUGGCUUUCUCACCUUCCUCAUCCCUCUCUACAGCAAACCAUUACCAAGCAGAAAAAAAUCGUCAGGAGCAACGCAAGUGUGAGAGGAUAACAAAAACUGAACCCGACAUUGUUAAUAAUGUAAACACACAUACUAUUUCUCGAGAUUUUUUUACAUAACUAAUGAAGACUGAGCUGUGAUCGAUUGCAGUGAUAUUAGGACUUAACUAUACUCUUAUUGUUAUUAUACAAGAAACUACCCUAGUAUUAUGCAACUGGAUACGCAGCACUAUCAGUAUUUUUAAGCCUCAUCAAUGUUAAUAUACUAUAAAAGUAUAAAACCAUAAGUGCAAC